Molecule: messenger RNA, 1221 nt
Organism: Condylostylus longicornis
Lineage: Eukaryota; Metazoa; Arthropoda; Insecta; Diptera; Dolichopodidae
Product: procathepsin L-like
Exons: 3
Coding region: 1-1221 (406 amino acids)
Biological process (GO): immune response
Cellular component (GO): lysosome
Molecular function (GO): cysteine-type endopeptidase activity
Source: RefSeq, a predicted model, not a curated record
AUGCUCCAUUUCUUUACGAAGUUACUUUCAGAUCAGGCCACUGCGGCCAAAGGUGCUAAUUGUAACAUAACACUGUUUAUAAAGCGCAAGCUAAGCUACACUAUUCUACAAUUCGACAGUCCACAGAAAGGCUCGAGUCAAACAAAAGCUAUCGUCGUUCCAGACUUUGCAAGAGCAUUCGGCCCUUCGUUAUCAUACACAUCCACAUGCAACGGGAACGACGAUGGGAUAACCUUAGUUCUAUUAACAAUUGCAAUUUUUGCAUUAAUUGCUUGUCAGCAAUCCUAUGCUGAUUUGGAUAGCGAGUGGGAGAACUUCAAAAUUCAAUAUGGAAAAGUUUACAAUACCCUUGAAGAAGAAGCUAUUCGUAAAGAAACUUUUGCUAAUACCUUAAAGAAAAUUGAAGAACAUAACAAAAAUUAUGCAAAAGGUCUUUCAACUUUUGAAAUGGGUGUAAAUGAAUUUGCGGAUUUCACUGUUGCUGAAUACAAAGCAAAACUUGAACGUAGUGCUUUUAUGCCAACCAGUGGAUUUGGACGUCGUGAAUUCGCUCAAAACUUUACCGCUCGUGACUUACCAGAAUAUGUUAAUUGGCUUGAAUAUGGUUACAGAAAUCCAGUUUUAAAUCAAGGUGGUUGUGGAAGUUGUUAUACAUUUGCUGCUAUUGCUGCUCUUGAAGGACAAUAUUUCAUUAAACAUGGUCAAUUGAUACAAUUGGCUCAUCAAGAAUUAUUAGAUUGUGGUAAAGAAUAUGGAAAUUAUGGCUGUGGUGGAGGAUUCCAAAGAAACGUUUACAAUUAUAUGUUAGCUCAUGGUUUAGGUCAUGCUGCAAGCAAUCCCUACUUAGGUCGUGAAGAUGUUUGCCGUAGAGGAGAACCACGUAUUAGCAUUAGCACAUUCUUUGAAAUUCCAAGUGGUGAUGAACAAGCAUUAAAACAAGCUGUUGCAACUGUUGGACCAAUUCCAAUUGAUAUGGAUGCUAGUUUAGAUACAUUUAUGCAUUAUAAGAGUGGUGUUUUCUAUGAUUCAAGAUGUAGAACAAAUUGGUUAUCACAUGCUAUCACUAUUGUUGGUUAUGGUACUGAAAAUGGACAAGAUUAUUGGUUAGUUAGAAAUUCAUGGGGUGAUUGGUGGGGAGAUAAUGGUUAUAUUAAAAUGGCUCGUAAUAGAAAUAAUCACUGUGGUGUUGCAACCAGAGCCGUAUAUCCAAUUGUUAAUUAA